Molecule: messenger RNA, 2847 nt
Organism: Symbiodinium necroappetens
Lineage: Eukaryota; Dinophyceae; Suessiales; Symbiodiniaceae
Source: the annotation of a GenBank genome assembly
AUGCUGGAUGCUAUCCUGGGCGGAGGAGCAGAGCUGUCAGAAGCCGUGCAUGACUUGGCCGCAUUUCUAGCAUGGCACGUAGAAUACUGCCCGCGCAUUCUGGCUGGUGGCUUCGGUGAGUGGAAUGUUCCAUGCACAGGGCGACGCAACGGCAAGUCCAAUGUGCGAGCAGGGGCCGGGGCAAAGCACAGCGCCAAAGCUGGUCAUUUUUCGGCCUAUGCUCGUGUAGCCAAUGUAGUUCAUGCGGAUGCCAUGGCCUCCAGGGGCGCCAGGCACCCACGAGCGCUCCAGGGUGACGCCGCCUUGAGUGCCACUGUUGACUACCUCUUCAAGGGCCUCUUCGCCAGCAGCCUCUUGAAGAAGCACGUUUCGGAGUCCAUCUCGGCAGCUGUCAAGGAGGAGCUGCGACAGUUCUUAAGCAAUGCCUUCGCUGGUUCGUUUCCAGAUAUCCGGAUAGGUCGUGACCUCCUCCAGGAUUCCACCUUCCUCGGUUUCGAGGAGGUGCUCCUAGCCGGGAUCGAAGAGAAGGGCCUGGGGGGCAGCGACGCUCUGGUUCAGGCAGUCAGAUCUCUCCUGCCCGCGUUCGAGGAGGAUGAGCGCAUCAAGGCCCUCCUUUCAGAGAUCGAUGAUGCAGCAGGGCACAGUGUCAUGGACUCUAAUCGCGAAGAUGCCGAAGAAGAUGGGGACGAGGACCGAGUCCAAUUUGCGACCACAUCCUUCGCCUCCAACGGUUCCGAUGACAGGUUUGAGGUGGACGCCGACGAGGUGGUGACAGACAGCUUGGUCCCUCUAAUCUUGCUGGAGGCACAGAUCGUGGAAGUCAACGAGUGCUGGCAGGGUUUCCUGGACUGUUACGCAAAGCCGGAGCAUGCCGGUGAGGCAAUCUUCGCAGCAAUACUGGAUGCCGCUCCAAGUUUACAGACGUUUUUCCGCGGCGGUACUGCUCUUCUGGCCGGGAAGUUUGUGGCUGGAUACAGCCAGAUGGUACACAAUCUACGGAAUCCCGACGGAUUGAUGGGCGUGGUCGAGCACCUUGGCUUUCAGCAUCUGGACGUGGACAUCAACAUCCCUCGCAUUGCCAUUUUCAGGGAGGCUAUGUGCGAUGCGGUGAGUGCGGAGCUGGGGGAGAAGCUCACGGAUCUCGGUGCCUACGGGCUGCGGCGGCUCGUGAGCUAUGCUGGCGGAGCAUUGAUCUAUAUCCGCGAGAACUAUUCUAAGCGCUUGAAGAUCAUCAGCAACAGCUGGAAGCUUGCAAAUGCCGCCGCCAAGCAAGAGGAAGCACCGCAGGCGGGAGACCUCGAGGACUCCUUGUCGGCCCCUUUGGAGACCAAAGCGGUUGAAGAGGAGGACGAUGACGAGGAGGAGCAAGAAGGCGAGCUCGCGAUCGCUGGCAAAUCUGCAGCUGCGAGUGCCAGUGCCCCGAGCAAGAAGGGCUUCUUUGCGUCGCUAUGUGGUACAAGGAGGCAGGUGGGCACAAAGAUGCUCGCCGACAAGUUGGAUCGAAAGCAGAAGCUGCAGGAAAAUCUGCAGGCCGUCCCUCGGACCUUCGACCAGAUGUUCCGCUUUAAUAUGGCCGUCAUGAAUGUGCAAACACAGGAAUGGAUGUACGAGGUGCUGGACUGUUUCGACUCCAUCGUGCACAGCAUCGCCCAGUCUCAGAGAUUGCAGGUAGAAUGCGACGUCGUCACGCUUCGCAUUGCAAAAGCCAGCGGCGACGUCAAGUUCAAGAACUUCAGGGCCGUGAUGCUCUCGUCCCUUCGUGCCUUAUCUCCGAAGGAUUGGAGCCCCGACCAUGAGGUGGCCUGGAACUGGCUUUGGGAAACGGUGGAGCGGCUUCUGAGCAAGGAGCUCAAGAAGCCCCGCGCUCGCGAGCGCAUCCUGGGCAGAUUCCUAGGAUCUCUGGAAGACGAGCUACGCCAAGAGAUCCGGGAAAAAGUGUUCGAUCGUUUCUUCGAGUUGGCCCCUGGUGGAGAAGAGCACUUCAAACAAUCUUCCACAAGAUUGAACUUCAUCGCGGACAAGGCCAUCGAGCUCACGCUGGAUCUGUACAAGGAGCCCAUCAAGACUGUGGAUGCAAUCUCUGCCUUGGGCUUGCGACACGUGGGCUAUGGAAUCACGACGGACUUCUUCGAUCCUUUCGUUGAAGGCUGGACACAGGUCUUCCAAGAGCUGACAGGCGACGACGAUCUGGCAGACGCCUUUCGGUGGUCGUUUAGCCUGGUUGCCAAGCUCCUGAUGAGGACCAUCGAGCAGGGUGCGACUCUUGUCAUGAAGGCCAUCAACACAGACAAUGCCAAGCAGGUAAGGCGUGCACUGUCCUAUGCUCCGCGUGCGAAACGGGCGAUGUGGGUUCUGGAUGUCACGGUCGGCACCCAAUCCGUUUCUCCGCUGUACAUGUCCAUAGAUACGGGCAACCUGGAGGCCGCUAAGGUGAUGCUGCAGGAUCUUGUCACAAUCCGCGCGGAUCGUUCCAGGUACUAUUACUGUCUGGACGAUCUGUUCAAGUGGCACUCUGACAUCGUGUGGAAGCUCACCGUCGAUGCGCCGGAGCUCCUCACGACGAUGCUGGACGGCAUGAUUUGGAGGUCUCGAGUUGUCGUCAAUGGCAACAGACGCGUGAACUACUACCUGAAGCACCUGUUGGUAGAUGAACACGGGAAGUUCUCCAACGCGAUGAGCUGCAUCGUGAAGCUGCAAGAUCCAGAGAUCGCGAUUCAUCCAAUCCUCGUUCAGCUAGGUGAUCUCGUUUGGAACGACCUGGUGUACUGGCGGUUUCUUCGAGGCCUUCUCACCAAACAUAUGACCAAACAGAGAGAGACAGAUAGUAGAGAGAGAGAGAGAGAGUAA